AGUCCGAUCACCAGGCCUCCACGUCGUCGGCAUCAUCAUCCGCCACGACCUCCCCCACCUCCCUCUCAAGCGACUUGAGCGAGAGCGACGCCCGGAAGCCCCCUUCCACUGAGUCUUCGGACAUGGGCAAGUGGGGUGUUCGUCCUAAGCGCCGAUGCACGACCAAGCCCCCCGUUCCCAAGCCACCACGCAAGCCCGUGACCCGCAAGGCUCCCGCGCGCAAGCCAGCGACUCAUCGUUCCCAGGCGCCAGCUCCGGCCCCUUCUCCCCCCCCUUCGCGCCCGCAACCUGCACGCCAACCCUCCGCGCGCACUGUCGGGAAGAAGUGCAAGCGCUUGCAGCGCGACGACGACGACGACGACGACGACGGGGACGACGAUGACGAGUACGUACCCGCUGGUGCACCCCGCACAACGAAAGGGACUCGUCGUCCCAGGAAGCGCGCCGCCGGAUCGAGAUCGCACUUGACCGGCUCGUCCGCGGAUGACGACUCCGACAUGGACGAGGAGGAGGAGCUAUGAGGUUGGCGUCGUGGGUGUCAAGGAG
Messenger RNA from Heterobasidion irregulare TC 32-1, 546 nucleotides. RefSeq lists its product as uncharacterized. The transcript has 2 exons. The coding region runs from base 123 to 521 and encodes 132 amino acids. The record is from RefSeq and is a predicted model, not a curated record. Lineage: Eukaryota; Fungi; Basidiomycota; Agaricomycetes; Russulales; Bondarzewiaceae.